Anastrepha obliqua is the source of this 2342-nucleotide messenger RNA. RefSeq names its product zinc finger C4H2 domain-containing protein. NCBI's taxonomy places the organism in Eukaryota, Metazoa, Arthropoda, Insecta, Diptera, Tephritidae. The coding region runs from base 247 to 1164 and encodes 305 amino acids. The record is from RefSeq and is a predicted model, not a curated record. Gene Ontology annotation, biological process: positive regulation of neuron differentiation. The transcript has a single exon. Gene Ontology annotation, cellular component: nucleus.
UUGUACACAACGCUAAAGAAAAAAAGAAAAUUACAUACAAAGUAGUGUCAUGCCAGAUAAAAAUCGUUUUUAUUAUUAACAACUCUCAAAAUAUCUUUCAAAUUAUCUAAGCCAGUUAUUCCUUAAGGCGAGUGUUAAAAAUCCAACUUGAUCAAUAUAUCGUGUGUUUGGUGAAAUUUUUUCAAUCAAGAGGUAUCCAACCAAGCGACCAACGCAAACACGAACAGAAGGGGUUCAAUAGCAAAAAUGGCCACCAGCGAUAUCUCUAGCUCCAAUGAGCGCCACUACUAUGCAAAACUAGAAGCUAUUAAGGAUAUAAGGGAUAAAACAAUAGCACUGGAAAAAUUAAAAGUGAAAAUAAUCAAAGAAGUAAAAAUAAGCGACGAUGAAGAAAAAUGUCUCGAUGAAUACCGGAAGGAAAUGGAACAUUUGCUGGAGGAAAAAAUGUCACACGUCGAGGAGCUGCGACAAAUACAUGCUGAUAUAAAUGACAUGGAAAAUAUAAUAAAGCAAACUAAGGAGAAUCAAACGCGUUCCGUUGACAUGGCUAAUCGAGUCUAUGAAGAAUAUCUAGCGCUUAAGUAUCAAAUCGAUCAUAUGCGUCGUGACUAUUUAGGCCUUAGUCCACUACGCGAUUUACAUGAAGAGGAAGGUAGCCCCAUUUCAAAAGACCGCUUCCAAACUAACUUUUUGAAGGUGAGCGCUGCUGCUGCUGCCGCUGCCGUAGUCGCUGCACAGCCCACAUCCUUGGCACGUCCUCAUCCCCGACAUCCACUUAUCCCGGAAGCUACGGUGACUGCGUUGGCGCCUACUGGAGGUGGUAGUGGACCAACUGGUGGGCAUGCUUUUAUGCCACCUGCACCUCCUGGAACUGGAACCGCAGCAGCUGCUGCAGCCGCAGUGCGUUUGGGUAAGAGUGACUUUUCCGCACCGCCACCGCCACCCCCACCAACAUCUCGCUUGCAGCAAACACCUUCAAUUGGUAUUGGACAUCAUCCAUCAUUCCGUUCGGAUUUCAAUGUAAAUUUACGUCAACAACCGCCACCAAUGAAAUCAUGUCUUUCGUGUCAUCAGCAAAUUCAUCGUAAUGCUCCAAUUUGCCCAUUAUGCAAGGCAAAAUCUCGCUCACGUAACCCUAAGAAGCCAAAGAAAAAAAAUAAUUAGACGCUCAAUAUUUAAGUCCAUUGACAGAAGAAAGAGCUGCUCUAAUGCCUGUAGGUUAAUAAAAUGAUUGUAUAUCAAGCAAAAUUAGUUAGUGCUCUCGAUCACAAUCAAAAAGGGAACAUAUGAGUGUAAAUAUUUAUUUUGAAAUAUCCUCCCCUUGAACAAAAAAGUUAAUAAAAAAAUAAUUAUGUAUGUUAAAAUACGUAAAUUUUUAAAUUCGCGCAGCAGAUAUGAUUAUUUCUUCUAGCCUCGAUAGGCUUUCAUAGAAUUCUUCGUCCAACUCGUGGAUCGCGAGUGCAGUAAGGCCAUAACGACGAGAUUGAAUCGAUAUUCGAUGCUCCAAGAUUUUAUAUAACUAUAAGCCCAGUUAUAGCUCUUUAACUUAUUUAAGAUGAUUAGUUUUAAACGCUGCUUGGCAUUUGCAUUUUUUACACAUAAGUAAACAUAAUAACGUACGAUAUUUAGCUCAUAAUUCUUAUUCUAACAAGCAUUAAUGUUAAGGCAAAUGUUGCAAUUAACCAUUUUUUAACACUUUCUUUAUAUUAUAUUAUUUUGACUGAAGCAUGAAAUAAGCGCAUCGAAACCGCAAAUAAAUAAAUAUGAAUUUUCAAAAGGCAAAUAAUAAAUUUUUAACACUUACUGUAUAAUUACUCCAGGCUUAAACAUAUUGUCACAAACUUAAGAGCAACUUUCCAAAUGGAAAACGUGUACAGACGAUUAGCCCAGUUUUAAAAAAGUUGUUUAUUUUGGAUUUUUAGAGCUCUGUUAGACAUAAUUUUACGUAACUUAAGCCAACCUACCAUACCAGCAUUACGUUUUAGUGUUAGUUUAACUUAGAAAACAUAGAAAGCUUUUUUUACAUUUUGAAUAAGAUUCCUCCUAAUAUACCAUACGAAAUUGAUUUGAUUGAUCGUCCAAAUAUAAAAUAUAUGCGAACACGUCAAAGCGAAAAUAAAAACAAAGCAAAGCAAAAGAUUGUAGACACAGACGAUGGAAAAUAUCGGUAAUACAAUCAUGAUGACGUGAUGAGUAACAUCAUAAUUUUUAUGAAAAGUGGGUAAAAUGUUAGUCUAGGCUAACGGAGUUCCUAAGUUACGUAAUUUGAGCGGUGCGGCAACCAUGAUAUGAUAUGAUUAAUUUAUUUUUAAUCCAAUAAAGCUUCAAAAAUUUGUAAGAGA